CCCACGGACUCGGCGCUCCGCUGGGAUCUGACACACUUUCCCCGCCGCCGCUGGACGUUUUCACACCGCUGGCACCGUCUCAUCGACUGCCAGAUGAUGACGUGACGUCAGAGUUAGAGAGCGGUGGCCGCCUCAGCUGUCAGUGAUGGAGGACCUCAGGUGUGUGGCUGUAGGUGUUUUCCAGGUGUGGAUGUUUGUGGUGGCGUUCUUCAUCAUGCUGCCCGCCAUGUUCGGCCUCUCUCUGGGGGUCACCGGGGUCUACAUCCAGAUCCUGGUCAAAAUCCUGGAGUGGGCCACGCUACGAAUCCAGAGAGGACGGCGGGAGCAGCCCAGCGUGCCUGUCCCUCUGCCCAGCGGGAUCAUUGAGCGAGCGGGGGGCUCGAUGGAGGAGGAGAUGGGGCAGCGGCGGAGCUCUCGGGCCCUGGCGGAGGGGGAGUUUGCCUUGAGCGACGCCUUCUACUUCUACAAGAAGGGUUUGGAAAGCAUCGCGGACGACCAGGUGACCCAGCGCUUCUCCUCCGAGGAGCUGGCCUCCUGGAACCUCCUCACCCGCACCAAUCAGAACUUCCGCUACAUCAGCCUCCGCCUCACCGUCAUCUGGGGCCUCGGCGUCUUCAUACGAUACUGCGUCCUCUUCCCUCUCAGGAUUACUCUGGCCAUCAUCGGCCUCCUGUGGCUCGUGAUCGGGACGACUCUGGUUGGACUUCUGCCCGACAGCAGUGUGAAGAACUGGCUGAGUGAACUGGUCCAUCUGACCUGCUACAGGAUCUGCUCCAGAGGACUGUCAGCCACCAUCCACUACCACAACAAAGAAAAUAAACCUCAGAAAGGAGGAAUAUGCGUAGCAAACCACACCACGCCUAUCGAUGUUGUGAUUCUGGCCAACGACGGCUGCUACGCUAUGGUGGGUCAGAUUCACGGAGGUCUGAUGGGGGUCAUUCAGAGGUCGAUGGUGAGGUCCUGUCCCCACGUUUGGUUCGAGAGGUCGGAGAUGAGAGACCGCCACGCUGUGACCAGCAGGCUGAGAGCUCACGUUGCGGCCAAGACCAAACUGCCCAUCCUGAUAUUUCCUGAAGGGACCUGCAUCAACAACACCUCGGUCAUGAUGUUUAAGAAGGGAAGCUUUGAAAUCGGAGGGACCAUUUACCCCGUCGCAAUCAAGUACGACCCUCGGUUUGGUGACGCUUUCUGGAACAGCAGCAAAUACAACAUGGUUAGUUACCUGCUGCGGAUGAUGACCAGCUGGGCCAUAGUCGUCAACGUGUGGUACCUCCCUCCCAUGACCAUACAGGACGGUGAAGAUGCAGCCCAGUUCGCCAACAGAGUGAAGUCCGCCAUCGCCCAUCAGGGAGGACUGCUGGACCUGGCGUGGGACGGAGGACUGAAGAGACAAAAAGUGAAGGAUUCGUUUAAAGAAGAGCAGCAGAAGAUGUACAGCAGCAUCGUCGUUGGACAGAACAACAGCAGCUCCCCAAAAACAAGCAGGGACACCGCAGAGGAGCAGUAGAGCUGGACGCUCCCUCCGAUAAUCACUCGAUCAGUGUGAACCGGAUGAGAAAGCUGAAUCUCCAGGAAACCUCAGAUGCAGGGGCUCUGAGCCUCAGUCGGUCUGCUCCUCCGAUGGGAGACAGACUGCGUCGUCCUUUUGAACUCGCUCCGAACGUCUUAUUUGACUCUUUUUCUUACAUUUUAUCCAAAGUCCAAACGCCAGCGCUCAGCCUCAAAGCUCGCAUCAGCUCUUUAUUUUCAUUUUCCUCGAGCCCCGCGUGUGUGUGUGUGUGUGUAGGAGUGUGUCUGCACCAGCAGGAGGCAGUGUAUGACAGCGCAAUAACUGUUGAUCUCUCUGCUCCUGACAACACCUUCACCGGUACCACACACUUUCCCUUGUGACAGCUGCGACGUUUCCACAACCUACCAGAGGAAAUGAUCUGUGUCGCUACAACCACUGCUUCAAGCCUUUCUCAGUAUAUUUGUUGAACCAAACGUCCUUUGUGUGACGCUGAUUCUUCACCUGUUUGGAUCUUUAUCUACAGGAGAAAAACAGUAUCGAUUCCGUACACGCGCUCAUAUCCGGUCCACCUCACCUUUAGUUCGUUUUUAUUGAUGCAAUAAGACGCAACAGAAGACGUAAGUCUCUGACGAUGGUAGAUGGGACACAACGUAAGAACAGUUUACGACAUCAGCUGCAACUAACGAUUAUUUUCAUAAAUCUUUUUUUUUUUUUGGGGGGUCUGAUCAACAGCUCAAAUCUCAGCGGAAAAAAAACCCUCGCAGUUGAGGGAACGCGUCAAUUUGUGGCAUUUUAGCUUCACAAACGACUCCAGUGAUCAAUCGAUUAUCACGAUUGAUUCAUCGACUGGUUGUUUCAGCCUGGACAUCAACGCAUUUCAGCAUGCAGUGGUCACGAUGAGGACAUGGAGGCCUGCACGGCGAAUUCAACAACUGCACGAUAAGAUGUGUGUCGACAGUAAGAAGUUAAGGCAAAGAGAAAAAGAUGAAAACGAUAAUAACCCCCCGUUGAUCCCUCAGGUCACUUCACCUGUAAAUCAGUCAUUAAAAACCAUCAUGUCUUACACGUGAGACACAGUCAGAUCCAAACUCAGCCUAAAAUGUUUUAAUCGUAGGAUUGUUUGAAAAAUAUUUUUUAAAUUUGGCAAAAAGUAGAAUCACUGUUUUCUGCUCCCACAAGGAUUUUUAGUCACUAACAUCACUUCAUACACACAGAUCUCAAAAUGACUUAAAGCCGCUGUCAACUGAGCUAAACACACUGCAGGUGUGUGUGUAUUCACAAAACAAGCUCAUCACAACGUAGAGUCACACGACAAUAAAGAGAAAAGAUGGGAAUAACAGAAAUGAGAAAAAGACUCAUAAAAGAAAAACUGAACCUUCAUGGAGGUUUCUGGAGUGUGUUCCAAGCUGUGGGUCGGGACACCCACUAGGGGUCGCGGGCUGAACCUGAGGGUUCGCGAGUCGAUAAAUAAAAUACGAAACCGCCAAAAAAUGUUACACUAAACGAGAGGGAUUUUCAGACUUUGCUCUUUGCUUUUGCCUUUUUUCUCGCGAACGACUGGAGAAUUUAAUUUGGUCUCGCCUCUAAAAAUCAAGAAAAAAAUCAGACUGGAUAAACUGGGAUGAGCAGGCGUUGUGCAGCGUCGCGCUGCCAGCUUGGCUACAAUAUGGAGCAAAGAUAACACGUGGUCAGGACUUCGCCUUUGACCUCCUCUGGGGCCCAUUCGCUAAUCCAGCCACGUUUCCACCCAACACCACAUUUCUCUGCCGCAGCCGUGAACCGGUGUUAGUCCAAGUUAUGGAUUCGCCGUUUUAGCCGAUGACGCUGACAGGUGGCGUAAAUAUCUCAGGUGUGGUUAAAGCAGCGAACAGGUGCCGUGGGCGACAGUCAGUCAUCAGUUUGUGUCGCAGGAGUUUCCUGUAGAGUCAGACUUCGCCGUCUGAAUCAACCGUAUUACAGUUUAUCCAAUGAAUGAAACGAAAGUUUUCAUUUUUACUCUGCAGUGUGUGAUUUCUUCCUGCAGGAGUCAGGUUCAGAGCGUCUUUGAAUGAGAAUUGGUUUGUCUCACACAAUUUGUUGAUAAUGAACGUUGUAUCUUAAAAUACAACAGUGGCUUGAAUUCAGCCAUUAACACUGAUGUUAUUCCGUCAAACACUCGAUGCUUUACGUGUUAAAUGGUUUGAGGCAGAUGUUUUCAGAUUGUGUGCGUCGUGUGGUCUUUCUGUAAACUGAGGCGGCUAAAAACCCGAAGUCAAAGCUGGAGGAAUGAUAUCCCGAGCAGAACAUUAAUUAGCAACAGUUUUGAUCAGUGAUGCAGAAUUUGAGUCAGGUUUUCAGCAAGAAUGUCAAAAUGAUGAAUCUAAAUAUUUUCUGCUUUUCAGCCUGCAUCACCACCAGGAUAAAAUCCCUAAAAGUUCAUUAUCUCCACUGUGGCCGAGACCGUUGUCCCUCUGCUGCAGCCUGAAGUCAAAGCUGUGACAUAAAGAUAUUGCUGAUAAUUCAGAUGUUUUCUAUUUGCAGUAAAUCACCCAAAUAUUCGUCAGAUUUGUGCUUUCAUGAAUAAAUAUAUGCGCUUCUUUUAGUAACUUCCUCCAAUUGAAUUCUCCAAUUUAUUCCCAUAAAAGCAGACAGAACGGGACAAUCUUCAUAUUCUUCCUUUAAAACCUGCUGUACUGAUGCACUCGUCACGAGAGCUCGGCCAUCACAUUUAAUUCACGACGUUUAAUUCUCUCUGUAUAUAUUUUUCUUUUUAUGGGAUCACUGUGCACCGCGUGCGUCUCUUAUUGUUGUUUUAUUUCCUCUGUAUUUUGCCAAGUCAUAUUUAAUUCAUUACUGUAUUUCUCCAUCUGAAGGGGGUCGGCUCUGUAAGUCUGUGGCCUCUUGACCUCUUCUGUCACAUCUGGUUUGACUGAGGUUUGACUCUGUUGAGUGCUGCACCAGCUGCUCUGGGCUGAGCCUGAAUAUCUGUGAAUAUUCUGGGGUUUUUAAAAUGCGUUUAUACACAUAAAUCCCGAACCCCGUCGGCAGCGUUCAACCGUUUCAGUGUUUUCACAGUGUUUUCACAGUGUUGUCACAUUACUCAGAGUGGCGAGGCACCCAGACACGUGCUGGAUCUACUGUACGUUCUCUUCUCUGCUAAUUCCGUAUUGAAUCAGUUCACUCUCUGCAGCUCCGUUUUCCAGCCAAUACACUUCCCGGUCCGUCUCAGACCCCCGUUCUCUGCCUUGGGCUCUUUCGCUGCCAGAAGAAAAACGUUUGACGGGAAUGCGUCUCCGAGGAGCCUCCUUGAGGUUAUCCAGGCACAUCACGGCGCCGCUCUUUUGAACGGCAUAUCCACAAAGAUCUGUUACAUUAUUUGCAAAUGCCCCCCAUCUCCAAUUGCACCGUAAUUUAUGACGGUCAGCUGAUUGCGACCGUCGGCGGUGUCGUCUCACGAAAUGAGGACCUGAUCGUCGAGGCCGUGUCAGAGCCGAGUCUUGCCUUAAUCGUAAAAUCCAUCCCUCCUCCCGUGUAACGGAGGCAGCGGCCGCGAAAGGAGCCGGAGGAAGGAAUUGCAGUGAACGGCUGCACAGCUGAGUCGGGCCCAGACAUGUUUACUGUGACGGUGCUUUAAUAAAGAAAGCAGAGACUGUGAAAUAGCAUGGAGUUAUUCUUCCACACACAGCCGGGCUUACGUUUCACAGCCUCUCCGUCUCUCACACCCGGGCCGCCUCCAGCACCCGGCUAUAAUAACAAUCCCGCGACUCAAAUUGCUUGAACAGAAAUGUUUGUUCUCCCCUAACAAGAUUGUGAAUUAUUAAUAGGAUCUAAAGCCGAUUCUAUAACCCGAUUGCUGAGGUGGGAUUCUUGGCGAGCGAUGCUCCACCACACCAUUUACUGUGAUGUAUGUGUCUGCACAUCUUUAUAUCCAAUUUAAUGUGAUUCGGAUAGAUUUCAGAGGGACAUCAUAAAAGGCAUUGGAGUGACCCCGACUGCAGACUCCAUGCAACCCCCCCGUAUGUCCCAAUAUGUUGAUUCGAUUUGCUCAAUUUUACUUUUACCCUCAAGUGAUCUAUACAAAUGCAAUGCAGGUACACUAAGUAAAUAUGAAUACAUUUCCAAAUUGAAUCCAAGUGAAUGUAGUCCACAGAGGACAUCAUUUUAAAUCACGCUGUGCUGGGAACUGAGCAGUCUGACCACUCACAAGGGUAAAUGACUGAGGCUCCCUCUAAGACUCGCCAUUAGUUGGAGUGUAAUGCCUUUAAAUACAUUGUUCUGCCAUUUAUUCUGUGCUCCUGCUGUAAUGUAUGUGAUGCUGAGGAGGUACAAUACAGCUGAGGGAGAGGGAUCGAUACAGGCUGACUCUCUAUAUUGGGAGGGAUUCCUGAGAUCUGUGUUGGCCGGCGGCAGCAUAUUCAGGCAACGCACCGUUUCUUUGGCCCAGAUGCGAGAACUUAUCUCAGUGCCGACGUAUUUCUGUGCCGCGUUACUUGAUCCGACAGCUGGAGUCGCUGGUUGCUUCCCAGGAUUCAGAAUCCAGAAAAUAAAAUUCGAUGCACCUCUUACAAAAAAGCUUUAGUUUUCACUAGUUUCCGCAAAGAGACACUUCCCCUCUAAACUUGUCUCAAACCUUCUGAGACCCAAAGAUGUCAAAAGGAUCCGAGCUUUCACAAAAAAACCUGAGGUCAGAGAAGAGUCCAGAAACUGAAUCCAGAUCAGUGAAUCAGAACUGUUUUUUUGUUUUUUUUUCCUCUCCCGUGAAUCGUCUGACGACCCCUCAGGUUGACCUGGUGACCCUCCGGCCGGGGCCCGACCCCCAGGUUGGGACCCACUGGACUGAACUCUCUCUCCCGGUACACGACGCAGCUAAGAGCAGCUCCGCCCGGAGCAGCUCCAGCAGUAAAACAGAAACGCCACACAUUUAAGUGCCACACGUGUCGGACAAAACGAAGGCAGAACCUUCAGCUGCAUCACAAGUUGGUGUCUAGUUUGUGCGAGUUGUUACCUCAGGAUGAAACAGGGCGAAAUAAACUACUCAGGUAGGACAUGUCAGAGCAGGACAGAAAAGGUUCCGGCUUGGUUGGAGGGGGAUUUCUCUGUGCGCGUCUCUGGUCACGCUGCGGUCACCGAGGGCCGCGGACACGAAGCCGGGACCAGCCGCAGUGCAGCCGUGACGGACUGAAGCCGACCGCGGACCUGUCACGCACAAAGGCGCAACAGUACAACAGGCCGGUUUCGUAGACGCGCCGGAGCCGUGCAGGAAAGAAUCCGCUUCGGCUGCCUCUGCGGCCCCUCGGCCCUGCCUGACUGUGUCUCUGCGUCAGUCUGACCAGAAGGGGGAAAUAUGAGACCGAGCCUUCUCUUAACAUGCCUCUGAUUUGCAUACGCUAAUGAAAGCAGCUAUAAUUGGUCAGAAUUGAUUUUUUUUCCCCUGCUUUGAUUGAGCUACAAUUGAGUCUGAAGUUCUCGGAGUGGAGAACUGAUUGAUUUGUGGUUAAAUUCCAGUUUAUUUAGUUUAGAGAAUAAUUAUGUUCUCGUGCUGUGAUUGGACAGGCAGAGGAGAGGCGCUGACCUCCUCCUCCAAUCCCCUUCCCCCUCUCUUGCCUGUGUUUGUUAUGAGAGGAAUCAUUUCUGCCGUCAUCUACGAUCUGUCCCAAACCAUUCAUUGUGUUUUACUGAGUGAAAAGGUGGAGUUACAUGAAAAAUGUCCUGCAUCGAGGUACAUGAAGGUGUGAAAUUGCAGACUCCUCUUUGCCCUCGGCCCCGUGCCUCAAGAAGUAUUUCUGCUUUUAUUGACAGAGCGGCUGAAUUCCAGCCCGACGGCGGCGGCGGUGGCCCGCUGCUCCCGGCAUCCUCCUCCAGCCUUGAUUGCUUUUGUUUCCAGGUCACCUCCUAUCUAUUGCUGCAACUUUUCCAAUUUCUCUGAGCUUGUUGUAUGAAGACAGAAGGCGCCGCCAUCAGCGGCUCUCUGGGAAAUGUACACAAGCCUCCACAGGGAGACAAUACAAAGGGAAGGCAGGGAAAGCUCCUCGCUGACGGGCUCCGUGGGCGACGCCGCCCCGAUGCAACCUCAUGAAAUGAAUAAUCAAAUUAAUGCCUUGGUUCAUUAAUAUGAAAUUAUCUCAGCGUGAAGUUUAAUUGCAUCCAACUUGUGGAAGUGUUCUGGUAUGGAUCUGAGCUGGGGAAAUGAUGGAUGAUGAGGGAGGCGUGAUGAAUGAAGAAAGCGGCGGAACUAAAUUGAAAGUGUACUCAUCCGUUCUUCCCUCACAACUGAUGACUAAUUGAGCGUGUCACGCCGAACAAUACGCGUCGAGGUUUAAGCGUCGUCUCCUCCACGUAGCCGACGGACGUCCCGUCCCCCAGUAGGAAUCCUGAUCUGUGUCCAACUUCUCAGUCCGUCGCCAAUUAUAGGCCCAGUGUCUUUAUGUGCUCUGUUUUCAGCAGUUACUCAACUGAGUAUUUAUUUCAUGCUACUUUAUACUUCUACUCCACAACAUGUCAGGGGGAAAUGUUGUCCCCACAUUUAGCUUUAAUAAGCAGCAUAGAAAUAUCAAAUACAUACUAUAUAAGCAGAACAUGUUUCAGUCUUUAUCGGUGUCCAGUGUUUGUUUUACCGUGUUGUGGUUCAUCGUCUGUUCCUCCAGCAGCCUCCGCUGACGGAGGAGUCGGAGCCGGUGACAGAGACGCUGACAAACACUGAGAUUUGAUCACAGCUGCGUCAGAGUCUGUUAGAAAGCGUUUAUUAAAUAUUUAUACGCUGCCUAUCAAGGCUAAAUAGGAGGAUUUAAGAAUAAAGUGUUUAUUCUGCACCACAUUAUCUGACAGAUGUAUUUACUGGUUACUUGACAGAUUAAGAUUCAAAAUAAACAAACUGUGAUCAUC
Messenger RNA from Xiphias gladius (swordfish), 8371 nucleotides. It is a transcript of the gene gpat3, whose product is annotated as glycerol-3-phosphate acyltransferase 3. Gene Ontology annotation, biological process: triglyceride biosynthetic process. The transcript has 13 exons. Gene Ontology annotation, molecular function: glycerol-3-phosphate O-acyltransferase activity. The record is from RefSeq and is a predicted model, not a curated record. The coding region runs from base 146 to 1507 and encodes 453 amino acids. NCBI's taxonomy places the organism in Eukaryota, Metazoa, Chordata, Actinopteri, Istiophoriformes, Xiphiidae. Gene Ontology annotation, cellular component: endoplasmic reticulum.